Messenger RNA from Gadus macrocephalus (Pacific cod), 3467 nucleotides. RefSeq names its product limb development membrane protein 1-like (gene lmbr1l). The record is from RefSeq and is a predicted model, not a curated record. Lineage: Eukaryota; Metazoa; Chordata; Actinopteri; Gadiformes; Gadidae. The transcript is spliced from 17 exons. Gene Ontology annotation, biological process: receptor-mediated endocytosis; signal transduction. The coding region runs from base 317 to 1798 and encodes 493 amino acids. Gene Ontology annotation, molecular function: transmembrane signaling receptor activity.
ACCAAUGUCACUGAAAGUCCCGUUGUGAGCAUCACGUAGCAGGCGUUCCGUCGGGAGAGAAGAACGCCCUCGAACGGGGUUGUACCGUGGCUGGUUGCCCUUCUAUCGGACCACCUCUUCCUCAACCCUCCUCGGUUUGCACUAUUCUUCAAAUGCAUGUAGUGAGCCAGCAUCAACUCCUGGCCCUACGUUGAAAAUGUAGGCCAACAAAACCAGCGCAUCCAUCACUUUCCCCAGGAGAUGCUCCUUACAUCGGCCUUACGUUAAUGCUCAGUCCCAGUGCUCCCAGCAGGAGGAUCUGGAAUGGUUCCGGAGAAUGGAAGGAGACGACGUGUCGGUCAGGGAGCAACUUUUUCAUAACCGCGUCCGGGAGACCAUCAUCUGUGUGCUCCUGUUCAUUGGCCUCUACAUCGUGUCCUACCUGAUCCUGACACACUUCAAGAAGAAUGCCGAGUUUGUCACGGACGACAUUGAAGAUGCCACCGUCAACAAAAUUGCGCUGUGGCUGUGCACCUUCACGCUCUCGGUGGCCGUGUGCGCCGUGCUGCUGCUGCCCAUCUCCAUCCUGUCCAACGAGGUGCUGAUCACCUUCCCUCAGAGCUACUACAUGCGCUGGCUCAACGGCUCGCUCAUCCACGGCUUGUGGAACCUGGUCUUCCUCUUCUCCAACAUGUCCCUCGUCUUUCUGAUGCCCUUUGCUUACUUCUUCACCGAGUCCGAGGGGUUUGCAGGGUCCAAGAAGGGUGUCAUGGCGAGGGUCUAUGAGGCGGUGGUGCUGCUGUUGCUGCUGGCGCUGCUCGUGGUGGGGAUGGUGUGGGUGGCAUCCGCCCUGCUCCACCACAACAUGGCCCGGGAGAGCCUCUACGACCUGUGGGAGUAUUAUCUGCCCUACUUCUACUCUGGGAUCUCUCUCUUCGGAGUGAUGCUGCUCUUACUGUGCACCCCCUUUGGCUUGGCCAGGAUGUUCAGUGUGACCGGAAGCUUCUUGGUCAAACCCAGGCUGCUGGAGAACAUCGAGGACACUCUGAGCUGCACCGUCUUUGAGGAGGCCUCUCUCUCCAGGAAACUCAAGCGGGGCGGCAGUACCUCCUGCUGGGUCACACUGAACAUGGAGGCGCUGAAACACGAGUACCACACGGUCCAGACACAGCGCCUCGCCCUGGAGAUGCGUGGGAAAGCAUCCCCAUGGCAACGUAACCUGGGCUACCCACUAGCGAUGCUUCUGCUGCUAGCGCUAACCGUGGUCUGUAUUCUGAUGGUGAUCUUCAAUGUGCUGGAGCUGCUCUUCGAUGAGACGGCGAUGCCUCGGGGCAUGGAGGACCCUCGUCUCGGCACCGCUUCCUUCUCCAUGUUCGGCUCUCUGGGAGCCGCAGUGCAAGUGGUGCUCAUCUUCUACCUAAUGGUGUCUUCAGUGGUGGGCUUCUACAGCUCUCCCCUCUUCACCAGCCUCCUACCGCGUGCCCAGGACACCAACCUCACACAGAUUAUCGGGAACUGUGUUUCUCUGCUCAUUCUCAGCUCUGCACUGCCGGUCUUUUCACGCACACUUGGGAUCACCCGGUUCGAUCUCCUCGGGGACUUCGGCCGCUACAACUGGCUGGGGAACUUCUACGUGGUGUUCCUGUACAACAUGAUGUUCGCUGGCCUGACCUCGGCCUCCCUCAUCAAGACGGUCACAUGGGCGGUGCAACGAGAGCUCAUCCGUGCCUUUGGUCUGCACAGGCUGCCCCUCACGGUGUCCCGCUCCACCGUCCCCUUCAGACUGCUCCUGGCCAGCGGCCUGUCUAAGAUCCAGUGAGUCUAGGCUCCCCACCACGUCGUCAACUGGGACCCGCACUGGACCACUGGCGCUGGACGGGACUUGAGUUCAGUCUGCCAUGGGAUUGGUCCUCGGGUCCCCCCCUCCGUCAGGUUGCAGUCUUAGCCCUCUCUGUUCUAGGCAGCUGGAGGGGUUUUCGGGGCUUGCAGAAUGACCAAUGGGAGUUCUGCCCAGAGACCCUUUUCUUCAAAGGUGGAAUCAACGUUGAUGAGAUGCUAGCGUUGGCUAAUGGCUAACAGCUCGGACAUUCAUUGUCCAUGAAAUAAAAAGGGAUCAAGGCCGUUUUCCCAUUCUUGGCGUCAUUUAAACAUGACCACAGCAAGCAUUCCUACUCCCCUCCCCUCAUGGGCCUUAUAGAAACACAAUCCCUUUGGCUGGGCACGUCUAUGGACACAUGAAUGAAGCCAGCAAUGUUAUUUUGGAAUAUAUUUUGUUUUCUCUCAGAACACAUUUCCUCUUCCUGCUCUUAAGUCCUUAGGUUCCACUCUCCUCCUCAUGGCUUCCCCCUCUUAAGUGUCACCACUAUUUCAGGAGGUUGGUCUACUUUGCAGUACUGCCAUGGUGUUGUGCUAAUGAGAGGAGGAGCCUCUGCAUGGGGCCAUCUGGUGUAGCAAUGCCGUCUUCACCUUCUGCUUUCUGAGGAUUUGGGGAUCAUGUUAAAAUCGGGGGACCACGGGAAGGCACCGGACAAGGCCGCACUAAUGCGCAACGAGCAUUUACUGUGAUGAUCACUUAUUGUGAGUCUAUGCAUUAUUCUGAGUAUUUAAGUCUCUGCGAUUUCGUAUGAAACACAUGCACUAACAAAAAUGGCUUUACACUUUUGACCUGUAAGAUUUACACGUCAGUGUUUUUAUUCCUUUCCUGCAUGGGUUUCAUAAUGCAGAGGGACUCUGGACCUUUAGACCAAUCAAACUGUGAAACUUAAACGUGGAAAAAAAACUAAGUGCAAUAUUUUAUACUAGGGAGUUUAUACACUUUAGCUUAAGAUAUUGUUUAGUUCUUAUCUUCUAAUGGGAGUUACUCUUCUAGGAUUAGUUUUACAGGGACUUUCAGUGGAUGUGUAGGAUUCUUUUGUAUUUGUUUAAAGCAAAUGUGACAUGAGAUCGAUUCAAUCAUUCCAAAUCCCUUUUUUUUAUUUUUUCUGUUUCCUUUUUUUAAUUUUUUUAACGCGAUGUAUUCUUCGUGAUUCCAUGUCACUGUGUAGGCUACUAUUUGCUACUUUGCUGUAUCAGCAGGAGAUUAUCAGUGAGGUUGGUAGCCAGCAGGGGGCAGCCGCUCAUAUAUUCAAAUAAUUUUGCGCUCUCAAUACAUGAUCAUCUGGCAGUUCGCUCCCCGGCCAGUAAUUACGUGGAGCGCUGUUUUGAGCUUCCAUUCAAUAAGAUUUAUCUGGUUCUAAAUUGUGGGAACGUGUGUUCAUUUAGGGCUAUUUGUGAUGAUAAUUGUCACUUCUGCAUAUUGCGUCUUAGGCAAUCACGUUUCACAGGUGUAAAAAAAACAAUAAUGUACGGCUGAACCAUUUACAAAAUGUCUUUAGAGCUGUUUAUCGUUGUAAAAUGCUCUGAUAUUUCAGAUUUAUCUCAACUGAAUUAUCUGACACAAAGUUGUUUAUUGAGCCAAAAUGCUAAUAAAUGUUUUGUAUACAAAUUGA